Sparassis crispa is the source of this 768-nucleotide messenger RNA. RefSeq lists its product as hypothetical. The record is from RefSeq and is a predicted model, not a curated record. Bases 1 to 768 code for a protein of 255 amino acids. NCBI's taxonomy places the organism in Eukaryota, Fungi, Basidiomycota, Agaricomycetes, Polyporales, Sparassidaceae. The transcript is spliced from 4 exons.
AUGGAUCCACAGCAUCUUCAGCAGCUGCCUGGUGCUGCAGCAUGCCUACUGGAGGCUCAGAUGGUCUGCUUCCAAGAAGUAGUUGAUGAGCAGAUUGAGGAGCAAGAGUCCAUGGAGCAAGCUAUGGAUGUUGACAAUCGUCUGGAUGCUGACUCUCAUUAUCUGCGAGAGCCCGAUCCUGUUCACAAGAAACAGAAGCUAUCUGCUAGCAAGGAGAAUCUCGUUGAGAAUCUGAAAAAGGCUUCUGCUCAUGUUAUUGUGGAAAACAUGCAGAACGAGUACCAAAGAAAUUGGACACAGUUCACCGAGUUCUGUGCUGAACUUGGGUAUGUUGAGGAGCCCGAAGAUGUUGACAAUCUGUACCCGAACAUUCCGAGUGAUUUUCCAACGUGGAUUGCUAUCUGGAUCAUGAAUAAGGCAGACGAGUUGGAUGUGCGCACUGGAAAACCGAAGGACCCGUCCAUUGCCCAUGUUACCUAUGGAACUGCUCAGAAGAUGCGUGCUGCCAUCAGUCAUAAGUUCGGAUGCCAUUAUGGGCUGGGUACUCAGCAGUGGAUUGAGAAUCCACUCAAGCUGGGAGAGUACAUUGGGAAUCCAUCGCUGUUUGUGACCGUCUCGCAGUACAUGGUCAGUCUGCGACGGCGUAAGAUUCGUGGAGGGGAGAUUGUGACGAGCGCACGUGCUAUUGACCAAGAGAUGAUGAGGAUGCUGUGGGCCUUCAAUAUUGAGUUCCCACAAGAGCAGUAUGCACCUGUGAGCCGAAAAUGA